CUCCAACGAUCAAGUUCGAGUGUGAGCACCGAACACCGCCUGAGGCUGAUAACGUGUAAAAAAGAGCAUACACCUCUUCUGACCAAUUCACCCAUCGUUGCCGUCCGGUUAGCACUAUAUCGAUAAAUUUCACUACCAGCGCGGUAGUCUCUCACCUGCAGCGACGAGGGCUGUGUCCGGCAUUUUUAUUGUUUUUUUCCGCGAGUGAUGAUUAAUUUUAACACGCAAAUUUAAGUUCGAUAUUUUUUUUUUUUUUUUUGAGACCGUCAACCAGCGACGCUCGUGGACAAUUUCGGCACAGAUAACAAUUAUAUUUUCCCAAAAAUGGCUGAAAUACAAUCAAACAUCCAAGAGUUUUUUAAAAAUAAAUCCGUCUUCGUCACUGGAGGUACGGGGUUUCUUGGUAAGCUGAUCGUCAACAAAUUGAUUAGAUCGUGCCCUCAGAUCAACCACAUCUAUCUUCUAGUAAGGGACAAAAAAGGAAAAAAUGCGCACGAAAGGCUGGAGGACAUAUUCAAUAUGCCGAUAUUUAAAGACAUCGAUGCGACAACAUUAAAGAAAAUCAGUGCACUCAGAGGUGACUGUAGCCAAGCAGAUUUGGGACUGUCCGUCGAAGACCUGAAUAUGUUAAUCAAAGAGGUAAAUGUCAUAUUUCAUAGUGCGGCUACGGUUCGAUUUGAUGAACGUCUUGACAUUGCCAUUGGAAUAAACGUAAUCGGCGCCAGAGAAAUCGUUAAACUUGCUCACAAAGUUGAAAAUCUCGCGUCUUAUUUACAUGUCUCGACGGCUUUCUCCAACUGUCAUAAUAAACGUAUAGAAGAAAAGUUUUAUAAUCUACCGUAUAACUAUGAAAAACUCAUACAUCUUUAUAAGACAAAAAGUUCAAAUAUACUCGAAAAAAUGAAACCUUUCCUGUUGGGACCCAUGCCAAACACUUACGUCAUGACGAAAGCGGCCGCCGAACAACUGAUCAAGCGCGAAGCCAGGGGUCUGCCCGUCACGAUAGUCCGUCCGGCAAUCGUGAUAGCGACCGCCAAUGAACCGCUGCCAGGUUGGAUCGACAAUUUGUACGGGCCGACGGGCAUCGUGACUGGCGUGAUGACGGGCAUAAUAAAAUCUCUGCCGUGCGACCUUAACGCCGUCACGGAUCUUGUGCCUGCCGAUUUGACUGUGAACGCGCUAAUAGCCGCGUCCUGGGACACACACGUCAGAUACUGCCGUGCCGGGCCGAGCGAAUCGAUCGAAAAUCACACAGACGACCCUCGCAUCUUCAAUUUCGUGUCAUCACCCGAAAACCCAUUGACUUGGAGAAUAUUUUCGACGACCCUGAUGUACUACAUCUUGCACCGGCCCACGGCUAAGGCCAUGUGGUAUCCGACAUUGAUCAUGAACGCGUCGGUGUUUUCACACAAGCUCACCGUCCUGAUAUUACAUUAUCUGCCCGCAUUCCUGUUGGAUUUAGUGUUCAUUUGCACGGGAAAUAAACUCAGAUUGGUCGAUCAAUACAAGAAAAUAGGAAGAUUCACUGACAUAUUGGAAUACUUUUCCACGAGGGAAUGGAUAUUCAGUAAUAAAAACGUGCAAAGUUUAUGGAACAGCUUAAACAACGACGACCAAACGCUGUUUCCAUUCGAUAUUAAAAAGAUGCAUUGGGAAGAGUACUUGGAUACGUACCACAAAGGGAUAAUGACAUUCUUGCUCAAAGAAGGACAGGACAAGUUACCGGAGGCCAGGAAACGUCUUCACGGUUUAUAUAUCUGUCAUAUGAUCUUCAAAAGCGCUGUCUACAUAGGACUUAUGAUGCUGUUAUGGGUGAUUUUAAAAAGAAUAUUUUUGGCUUAGUUGUGGCAUACGUGCGUGUGUAUACUACAUAGCUAUACGGAAGCUUGAAUUCAAUUUUAAUCACAUUAAACAUAUACCUAGAAGUACAAGAUUCCAUAAAUAUGUUUUCUAGUUGUUAACCUUUUUUGACAAAUCAAACAAACCAUUACCUAUUUUUUUUUUUGUGUGUACUUUAAUUAAUUUUAUGUCUUAUUUUUAUGUAGAUUAUAUUUAUAAUUUUUUUUACUGUAAAUUUCAUAUCUAAAUCGAAUUAUAUUCAUAAUUUAAGGAGUUCCUGAUAAUUAAUCAAUUAAGUUUUUUACAUUAGAUAUUAAAUGUACAAUAUUAUGUGUUAAUUAGUAAUGCAAACAUUUAAUUACAUUUUAUUUGCAUAAACAUAUUAUAGAAUAUAUUUUUAUUUAAGCUUAUUUCAUAGUAAACAAGAAUUGAUUGAUUGAUUUAUUCUUUUAAAUAAUUUUUUUAAUUAAAAUUUGCUUUAAAAAAGUAACUAUUUUAAGUUUAAUAUUAUUAAAGUAAUUAUAUAUUUUUUAUGUGUAAUACGUAUAAUAGUAUUUUAUUAACUAUCACAUUUAAAAUACGCAAGCAAUUUAGUUAUAAUAUACCUAUAGAAUUCAAAAUAAUUAAAUAUUAAUGCUAAUUUAUUGUUGUAAUUAUUAUAAUACAUAUUAGAGUUUAAUUUAAUUCAUAUACAUAUACUUUCAACUAUCUAGUUCUGAAAAAUAGUCGUUAAUUAAACGAAAUAGUUAUAGUUAUACUCCAAUAUAAAAAUACUACCUUCCUCUCACCCCACUUACUGUCCAACACAUCUAAACCGUCGCCCCGAUAUCCUUGAUAUUUUUAUCGCAAGAGUUCCUAGUAACUGCAUUGCUAAGGUCUCCAACACCAACCUAACCUGUCAUCCAACCACUCACCAGUCAUAUUCGACCUCGAAAUUCUUUUUUCGAGCUUCUCCAUAAAUCCUUAAAAUCUUGGAAUAAUUAGAUUGGCCUAUUUUCCAAAAACUCAUCGAAACCCAUACACAACUCAACCC
This is a messenger RNA of Metopolophium dirhodum (rose-grain aphid), 2872 nucleotides long. Its product is annotated as putative fatty acyl-CoA reductase CG5065. The transcript is spliced from 9 exons. Gene Ontology annotation, molecular function: alcohol-forming very long-chain fatty acyl-CoA reductase (NADP+) activity. Gene Ontology annotation, cellular component: peroxisome. The record is from RefSeq and is a predicted model, not a curated record. NCBI's taxonomy places the organism in Eukaryota, Metazoa, Arthropoda, Insecta, Hemiptera, Aphididae. Bases 325 to 1842 code for a protein of 505 amino acids. Gene Ontology annotation, biological process: long-chain fatty-acyl-CoA metabolic process.